This is a messenger RNA of Pezoporus flaviventris, 1053 nucleotides long. RefSeq names its product class I histocompatibility antigen, F10 alpha chain-like. Lineage: Eukaryota; Metazoa; Chordata; Aves; Psittaciformes; Psittacidae. Gene Ontology annotation, biological process: immune response. The record is from RefSeq and is a predicted model, not a curated record. Gene Ontology annotation, cellular component: external side of plasma membrane.
CAGAGGACCAGCGCAAUGGGGCCAGACCUUGCCGUGGGGCUCCUGCUGCUGUGCAGCCUCGGAGGGGCGGCGAGAGUGCUCCAUUCCCUGCGGUACUUCGAGUUCGCCGUGUCAGACCCCAGCCCGGGGGUUCCCCGGUACCAGGACAUGGGAUAUGUGGAUGGGUCCCCCUUUGUGCGCUAUGACAGUGAGAGCAAGCGGUAUCAGCCCCGGACACAGUGGAUUGAGGCCAAUGUGGAUCAGGAAUACUGGGUUGAACAGACCCGUAUUGGACAGAGCAACGAGCAGAUCUCCUACAGUAACCUGAACACAGUGCGGGACCGCUACAACCAGAGCGGGAGGGCUCAGACACUGCAGCGCAUGUCUGGCUGUGACCUCCUGGACGAUGGGAGCAUCAAGGGGUACUCUGAGGACACCAUCGAUGGGCAGGACUUCAUCACCUUCGACAUGGACACCAUGACGUUCAUCGCGGCGGACGCGGCGGCGCAGGUCACCAAGAGGAAGUGGGAACACGAUGGGAGCGUAGCUGAGCACCAAAAGAACUACCUGGAGAACACCUGCGUGGAGUGGCUGAAGAACUACGUGCGCUACGGGCAGCUCGAGCUGGAGAGGAGAGUGCCGCCCACGGUGCGAGUGUCAGGGAAGGAGACGGAUGGGAUCCUGACCUUGACCUGCCGCGCUCACGGCUUCUACCCGCGGCCCAUCGUGCUCAGCUGGCUGAAGGACAGCGAGGUGAGGGACCAGGACACCAAAUGGGGCAGCAUCGCACCCAACAGCGACGGCACCUACUACAUGUGGGCCUCCAUCGAGGCCAGCCCCAGGGACAAGGACAGGUACCGGUGCCAGGUGGAACACGCCAGCCUCCUCCAACCCGGCCUCUAUGCUUUGGAGCCGCAGUCUGACCUGCACAGCACCCUGCUGGUGGUGGCUGUUGUGAUGCUCAUCAUCAUCCUCAUCACGAUCGGAGGGGUCUUCUGGAAGCGCACACUGGACAAGAAGAAGAAGGAUGGCUACAACAUGCCCCCAGGCAUGGCCAUGGGUUCUACCACCUAA